CAUUUUGCUAAGUACCUUUCGGUGUAGCGGUUCCUCAAAAAUUUCUAAAAUGACAGCGGCAAGUUUGUUUUAGUUUUCUUUUUCGAAAUUUUUCUAGUUUUCACCAAUUUAUGCUUAAAAAUAUCUGUAAAAAUGGCUUCAUCCUCAAACGGAAAUGGUAAUUUAGUGGACGAACUAGAAGAAGCUUUUCAGUCAUGCAUUCACGCUCUCACGAAAGAAGAAUCGGCUACGGGAGUGGACAAGGAUGAAAUUAAAUUGGAGGUGGAUCAAACAACACUAAAAUUUAUUGAUCUGGCCCGCCAGAUGGAAGCGUUUUUCCUACAAAAGCGAUUUCUGCUGUCAGCCCUCAAGCCGGAUCUUUUACUUAAAGAGGAAAACUUCGACCUGAAGCAGGAAAUUGCACGGAAAGACGAGCUCAUCAAGAAACACUACGAAAAAAUUGAAUCAUGGAAGAAUCUGCUCUCCGAUCCACCGUACAACAAACCAGUACAAUCGAUGCCACCGGAAAUGCGAGGCAAUAUGGCCGGCGGAAUGAUGCCGGGCAUGGGAAUGCCAAUUCAGAAUCCCAUGCAAGCUCAGCAAUUGGCACAGCAGCAACAGCAAAUGCAGAUGCUCCAGGCCCAACAGAUGCAGCAGCAAAUGCAAUCAAUGCCACUGGGGGCCAAUCCGCAAAUGUUCCCACAACCGGGUGGUGGUCGAGGCGUAGGCGGAGUUGCUGGUGCCGGCUUCCAAUCAGGACCGAACCUUCAAGGCCCUCUAGCCUAUCUGGAGAAAACGGCUAGCAAUAUAGAUCUAGUCGGAAUGGGGGAUGGUCGAAGGUGACGCGGGCGGGGUAGGGGGCGAGGAAGAGGUCGUGGUCGCGGCAGAGGCCGUGGACGUGGCAAUGCUCCCGAGUUUCGCAGCAGUGCGUUAUCUUGAAAGCGGAUCAUUCUUUUGCCACGUUAGUCGAUAUUACAAUAUACAACAAAACAAAAAAGACAACACCCAGCAAAACUACUACUCUAAAAGCAGCAAAAAAUUAAUCUAAGCAAAAUCAAUGCCCCUUCAAUUGCUAUAGACACAGCUAUCAUUUUUGGCAUCUAAAUCCAAAAAAAAAAUAAUUCAAAAUUUCCAACAAGAUAUCAACCAUGUAACUCAUAUAAACCAAAAUGAACAAACGGUCGGAUUGAAAAAAAUGUCCCGGUUCGUAAAAUCUAAAACCUUCUCCCUAAAUCUUGCAGUUCGAUUUUACCUUCCCCCAAUUGUGUAUUGUAGUGUGCGUCUAAUAUCACUUGAUCUGAUCGAUUUUCGAAGAAAAGAUAAUCUAACGUAUUGCUGUGGGGCGCUUUGAUCCCCGAUCGUAAAUUUCCUAUACUUCCUGUGAAAAUAUUUCCACAGCUUCAACGAACCGUUUCCAUUGUGUAUAAAACUUACCUUUAAAAUUGUGAAUUGUGGUUAAAUUGAACAAAAAAAAAUCAUUCUGUUUGUACCUCCUACUGAAGGUUUCUAUUCCGAAAUUAGCAAUAUUUGUCGGAAAACAACGGUUUAAUUAGUACUCGAUACGAAUACAUUAGUAAAAAACUAUCUCUUAAGUUUUGAAAAAAAUAUAUCUAUGCUUUGUCUAGGUUCAAA
Molecule: messenger RNA, 1611 nt
Organism: Uranotaenia lowii
Lineage: Eukaryota; Metazoa; Arthropoda; Insecta; Diptera; Culicidae
Gene: MED28
Product: mediator of RNA polymerase II transcription subunit 28
Exons: 4
Coding region: 133-822 (229 amino acids)
Cellular component (GO): mediator complex
Source: RefSeq, a predicted model, not a curated record